AUGCCCCCGCUCAGCGAAGUCACAAGAUCGCAGUCUAUCGCUCCUGGCCAGCCCCUGCUACCCGCUGCCGCUAGCCUCCGAUACACCCGCCUCCUAUUCUUCCGUCGGCAGGCCCUAUCCACCCAGGCCUCCCACGUCAUGUCGUCGACGCCGACGCGCGGGGUCAAGUUCGAGAGCGCGCUGGACUUCCUCGACCAGGUCAAGUUGCAGUUCCAACACCAGCCACAGAUCUACAACUACUUCCUCGACGUGAUGAAGGAGUUCAAGGCUCAAACAAUCGACACGCCUGGAGUCAUUGCUCGUGUUUCGGAUUUGUUCAAGGGUCACGACGAUCUCAUCUUGGGCUUCAACACUUUCCUUCCUCCUGGCUACAAGAUCGUGCCGGUUGCUGCUAUGCCGCCGCCUUCCGAGUCGGACGUAGCAAGAAAGCAGCCCGAGUUUGAUCACGCCAGGGCGUACGUGAAGAAGAUCAAGAUGCGCUUCCUGCACCAGCCGCAGAUCUACAAGAACUUCCUCGAGAUCCUGCACACCUUCCACAGGGAGCAGCACACAAUCAAGGACGUGUAUGAGCAAGUCGCGUACCUGUUCCAGGACCACCCGGAUCUCCUGGAGGAGUUCUCUGAGUUUCUUCCAGAGAACACCACUCCCAACCCGCAGCUGGGCGGCGUCGCAUACCCUCAGGCGGCCCCCAUACACCAUCCUCCCAAGCGUACGGCACCGAAGAUCAGAGGACAGCCCAUGAAGACCGCCGUUCGAGAUACCGGGAAGAAGGCGGCGAAGGAAAAGGCGAAGCCGGAGAAGUCGAGAGGAAUGAAGCGCAAGGCGCACGAGAAGGCGGAGGAGCGCAUGUCCAAGAAGCAACACCAGGACAACCUGAAGGAGCUGAACUUCUUCUACAAGGUCAGAAAGAAGCUGAACAACGAUAAGCUCUACAACGAAUUCCUCAAGUGCCUCAACCUCUUCUCCAACAAGAUCAUCACUCGAGUGGAACUGGCGGUGGUGGUGCGGGAUGUGUUUGCCGGGGAACCCGAACUGUUUGAGCGCUUCAAGAAGUUCAUCGGCUUCACCAGCGACGACGAGCUUGAACUGCCCGCUGUUGAUUCCGAGGAGGAGAUGCCCUCGCAGCACUGGUCGCUCGCUGACAUUGACUUCUCGGCCUGCAAGCGCUAUGGACCCAGCUACAGAGCGCUGCCCAAGAACUACCAAAAGGCCACUGUCACCGGCGACGAGCUCUCUCGGGAAGUGCUCAACACCAAAUACGUGAGCAUGGCCAUGGGUAGCGAGGAGGGCGGCUUCAAGGGAUCGCGUAAGAACCAGUACGAGGAGGUCUUGUUCAAGUAUGAGUUGGACCUGGUGAUCGAGCUCAACUCGUCCACCAUGCGUGCGUUGGAGCCCAUCCUCAAGCAGAUCAUGGAUAUGCCCGAGGACGAGGCCUCACGUUUCAAGAUCGACAACCUGGAUGUCCUGCACAUUCGCAGCAUUGAGCGCAUCUACGGAAACAAGGGUCCGGACGUUGUGGAUAAGCUCUUCAACAAUCCAGUGGUUGCGGUGCCUGUAAUCCUCAAGCGCUUGAAGCAGAAGGACAACGAAUGGCGCAACGCCCGCAGGGAGUGGAACAAGAUCUGGAGAGAGGCCGAGAAGAAGAACCUCUCCUCCAAGGUCCUCCUGGCGGAGAUCAAGCAGAAGUAUCAGGAGAAGCUCAAGCACAAGCCCUCGGAGCAACCGAACUACCACCUCAAGUACGGCAUGAAUGACCCGCAGGUGCUCAACGACAUCAACGACCUCAUCACCAACGCCGCUGAGCGCAUCCUGUCGAAGGCCGAUAGGGAGAGGUUGGACGCUUUCAUGGAGCGCUUCAUCAAGGCCUUCUUCUUGGUACCGUCCAAGGAGGAGGCCCUCGUCCAGCCCACGGCCAGCGCCAUGGAGGAAGAGAAGAAGGAAGGCGAGGUCGUCCCGCCCGAAGUCAAGCCCGAACCCAAGGAGGGUGACACGAUGGAAGUGGAGGGAGGCGCGCCGCCCGCGGCGCCUGCACAGCCUGCUGGCGACGCCAUGGAGCUUGAGAAGGCCAGCGAAGGGGCUGAAAAGACUGCCGAGCAGCAGCCCGAGGAAAAGAAAAUGGACGAGGAGCUGCCCAAGCAACAGGAGCCGGAACAGGAGGCUGAAGAGAAGAAGGACGAGGCCACGGAGACGUCCGCCGCCGCUGCCGCGAAAGAGCCUGCGGUCAAGGAAGAGGUGAUGCGUGAUGCCUCCGCUGUCGCCCCCGCGGUCGUAAGGCCCGAGCCGAUGGAGCCGCAAACGGCUCGUGGCAGAUCGCCGUCUACGAAGAUAUUCUUUGGCAACAAGGCCUUCUACUGCUUCUUCCGCCUCUACCAGAUCAUCUACGACAGGCUCACCGCGGCCAAGGAGAUGGAGAAGAAUUCGGACAAGAAGAAGUGGGCGGCCUCUGUCCUCACUCCGCCCAAGGAGAUGCUCAGCACCGCCUCCGAUAGCGAGAAGAAGGAUCCCUACCAGCACUUGAUCACCUCCAUCUACGCGCUUAUGGAGGGCUCGCUCGAGCAGUCCAAGUUCGAGGAUGACUGCCGAGACAUGUUCGGCAUCUCCUCGUACAUCCUGUUCACGAUCGACAAGCUCAUUGUGCAGCUCGCCAAGCAGCUCCAAAUCCUCAUCACGGACGAUUCGUGUGCGAAGCUUCUGGCCCUCUACGCCUACGAGGGGUCGCGGCCUCGAGGCUCGCUCGAAGUGAUCUACCACUCCAACGUGCUGGAGCUCCUGCCCGAGGACGAUCGCUGCUUCCGGUUCGAGUUCUCGCAGGAAAGCUGCGAGCUGACGAUCCAGCUGCUGGACAGCACCGACAAGCCCCGGUUCGUGGACCUGUCCUUUGACAAGGACAAGUGGGCCGAGUACGUCGAGAACUACGUCCAGUCCGACAAGUCCCACCUGGAUGUGCGCAAGCACAAGGUGUUCCUGCUCAGGAACCAGAGGAAGUGGACCAAGAAGGGCGGCAAUCCUAUGGAAAACGUGGUGGUGUCGAAUGGUCUCGAGUGCAAGAUCUGUCUCACCACCUACCGCCUCUUCUACGUCCAGGACACCCACGACUUCUUCUACAGAAGGAUCGCUUGA
This is a messenger RNA of Acanthamoeba castellanii str. Neff, 3120 nucleotides long. Its product is annotated as paired amphipathic helix protein sin3, putative. The record is from RefSeq and is a predicted model, not a curated record. The transcript is spliced from 26 exons. NCBI's taxonomy places the organism in Eukaryota, Discosea, Longamoebia, Acanthamoebidae. Gene Ontology annotation, biological process: negative regulation of transcription by RNA polymerase II. Gene Ontology annotation, cellular component: chromatin; histone deacetylase complex. Gene Ontology annotation, molecular function: transcription corepressor activity. Bases 1 to 3120 code for a protein of 1039 amino acids.